Messenger RNA from Insectozyma verbasci, 609 nucleotides. The record is from the annotation of a GenBank genome assembly. Lineage: Eukaryota; Fungi; Ascomycota; Pichiomycetes; Serinales; Debaryomycetaceae.
AUGGCUAUUUCAAAGAAUUUACCAUUAUUAAACAACCAUUUUAGAAAACACUGGCAAGAAAGAGUCAAAGUCCACUUUGACCAAGCUGGUAAAAAAGCUUCAAGAAGACAAUCAAGAUUAAGAAAAGCUGCAAAAAUUGCACCAAAACCAAUUGAUUCAUUAAGACCAGUUGUUAGAGCUCCAACUAUCAAAUAUAACAGAAAAGUCAGAGCAGGUAGAGGUUUCACUUUAGCUGAAAUUAAAGCUGUUGGUUUAACUGCUAAAUAUGCUAGAACUAUUGGUAUUUCAGUUGAUCAUAGAAGACAAAACAAAUCACAAGAAACCUUUGAUGCUAAUGUUCAAAGAUUAAAUGAAUAUAAAUCAAAAUUGGUUAUCUUUGAUAAAAAAACUAAAGCUUCAGAAGCUGCUCAACAUGAACAAAUUUCAGUCUCAUCAACUUUCCCAAUUGAACAACCAACUGGUGAACAAGGUACUAGAGCUGUUGAAGUUCCAGAUCAAACUUCUUACAGAACAUUAAGAUUAGCUAGAAAUGAUAAAAAAUAUAAAGGUAUCAGAGAAAAAAGAGCUAAAGAAAAAGCUGAAGCUGAAGCUGAAAAAGCUAAAAAAUAA